This is a messenger RNA of Notolabrus celidotus (New Zealand spotty), 843 nucleotides long. It is a transcript of the gene pebp1, whose product is annotated as phosphatidylethanolamine binding protein 1. The transcript has 4 exons. NCBI's taxonomy places the organism in Eukaryota, Metazoa, Chordata, Actinopteri, Labriformes, Labridae. The record is from RefSeq and is a predicted model, not a curated record. Gene Ontology annotation, biological process: negative regulation of MAPK cascade. Bases 43 to 642 code for a protein of 199 amino acids.
CGACGGUACCUGAACGCAGCACUUUCGGCAGUUUUUGGGUGCAUGCAUGCAACGUCAGUCAGCAGACUUCAAGACACAAUGCCUGCAGAUUUAAGCCAGUGGACCGGGUCUUUGGCCCUGCAGGAGGUGGAGGAGAAACCUGCAGAGUCUCUGACGAUGAAGUACGACUCUGUGGAGAUCGAUGAGCUCGGUAAAGUGCUCACUCCGACACAGGUGCAGAACAGACCCACCUGCGUGGAGUGGGCAGGAUGUGACUCCAGUAAGAUGUACACUCUGGCUCUCACUGACCCGGACGCCCCCAGCAGGAAGGACCCCAAGUUCAGGGAGUGGCAUCAUUUCCUGGUGGUCAACAUGAAGGGGAAUGAUGUUUCCUCUGGCUGCGUCAUGUCCGACUACGUGGGAUCUGGUCCUCCCAAAGGCACAGGUCUUCACAGGUACGUGUGGCUGGUGUACGAGCAGUCAAGCAGCCUGAACUGCUCCGAGACGGUCCUCACUAACCGCUCUGGAGACGGGCGAGGAAAGUUCAGCAUCCGGAGCUUCAGGCAGAAGUACAACCUGGGCGCUCCGGUGGCGGGGACCUGCUACCAGGCCGAGUGGGACGACUACGUCCCCAAACUGUACGAGCAGCUGGCCGGAAAAUAAUCACAAAGACUUGACUCUAAAGUUUCAGCACUAGGAAAUCCUGCUGAGUUUAACAGUCUGUAGGAAAUCCACAUUUUCAGGAGAAGUGAAAAACCCUGUUUUGUUUUUGUGAGUGUGAAACUGAAUUAUGUUGCCCCCCUGAGAAACACCUCUACAUGACGUGAUCUGCACUUACCCAGAAUAAACAUGUUGCACACUGAA